AUGAAUAAGGGAGAAACAAAAACUCAGAGCCACAGAAAGUCCGAAGACAUUGGAGACAAAUUGGAGCCGCAGAAUGCCACAAAAAAGCUUGUUUGGUGGAUUAACUCAGACAAUGAGUACCAGCUAGGCCAGAUCGUAGCAGAAGACAGCACACACGCCGAGAUAACCAUAGGAGAAAAAAGGUUUUCCGUGAGGCUGGAGGACUUGAACAAGGCAAACCCUUCUAAGUUCGACCUCGUUGAUAACAUGGCGCACCUGUCCUAUCUCAAUGAACCGAGCAUACUUCACAACCUCCACCAGAGAUAUCUCUCAGAUAUGCAGUACACGUACUCUGGCCUGUUCUUGGUGGCUAUAAACCCGUACAAGAGCCUGCCAAUAUACACAAAGGAUUUCAUCGAGAAGUACUCCUCUGUCUACAAGAGAGAAGAUGCGCCUCCGCACAUAUACGCAGUUGCAAGCGAGGCAUACCACCUAAUGAGAAACACAAAGCAGCCGCAGACAAUUCUCAUCACGGGAGAGUCUGGUGCAGGGAAGACAGAAAACACAAAGCACGCCAUUGCGUUCUUGACGAAAGUCAGCGGUGAUCUGUCGCACGGCACAAGUGUCCUUGAGGAGAGACUUCGCUCAACAAAUCCCCUCCUCGAGGCAUUCGGAAAUGCCCAGACAGGAAGAAACGAUAACAGUUCAAGGUUUGGAAAGUUCAUAAAGAUAGAGUUUGGAGCAAGCGGGGAGAUAGUUGGGGCAUCAGUGGAAAGAUACCUGCUAGAGUCUUCGAGAGUCACGAAGCAGGCAAAAGGAGAGAGAAACUACCAUGUGUUCUAUGCGCUAACAAAGCAGGCAGAUGACGCCCUUCUAUCCUCCCUGCAUCUUAGCAGAGACAAGCCAUACAGAAUAAUAAACAGCACAGAAGGAAAUGACAUAGAGAUGGAAAGCAUAUACACAUCAAUGCGCAUCCUCGGCAUCACAGAAGAGGAGAAAGACAAGAUAUUCAAAAUACUUGCUGCAAUAAUACACUUGGGAGAAGUUGAUUUUAUUCAGGAUGGAAAGUGUGUGAGCUUAGAAGCAGAAGGGGCAACAGCGCUAGAACACGCCUCUAAUUUACUCGGAGUAGAUGCUGGCAUGCUGAAAGAAACCCUCCUAUCACCAAAGAUCCAGGCGGGACACGAAAUAGUGGUGCAUGGCCGGUCUCCUCAGGAAGCCAACUUCACAGUAGCAUCUCUCUGCAAAGUGCUGUAUGAGAGACUCUUUGACUGGAUUGUCUCUCUUGUGAAUGCAUCGCUAAAGCCAAAGGCUCAGUCGCAGUCUUACAUAGGAGUCCUUGACAUCGCAGGAUUCGAAAUACUGGAGAAGAACGGAUUCGAGCAGCUUUGCAUAAACUACACCAACGAGAAACUGCAGCAGUUCUUCAACCACCGAAUGUUUGUUCUGGAGCAGGACAUCUACCUAAAAGAAGGCCUGGAGUGGAAUAUGAUAGACUUUGGACUAGAUCUGCAGCCUACCAUAGAUCUGCUAGAAACCUCAGGCACGGGAAUCUUCUCGAUACUCGACGAAGAGUGCGUAGUUCCAGGGGGCACAGGGGACAGACUCCUCGACAAAAUAUCCAGAACUUGGAAGAGCCAUGGCAAGUUUUCCAUUCCAAAGGUCCGCGGAGGAUUCACUGUGAAGCACUACGCAGGGAAGGUGUGCUACAAUGAAGACGGGUGGAUCGCAAAGAACAAGGAUCCCUUGGAUGAAGCUAUCUCUUCGCUGAUGCUAGGCCCAAAGGGCCCCCUCCCUACGUCUUCUACUCGAUCAGGGCUAGCAGCCACUCGGUUUAGGACAGUGUCGCAGAGCCACAAGGAGCAGCUUGCUGCCCUUCUGAAGAUGCUCUACACCACCAAUCCCCACUUUGUGCGGUGCAUCCUUCCCAACAGAAGCAAAAAAGCCAAUAGCUUUGAGGUCUCUCGGGUUCUGCACCAGCUGAGAUGCAAUGGAGUCCUUGAAGGCGUGAGGAUAUCGAGGCAAGGAUUCCCCACGCGCGUUGAGUUCAGAGACUUUACGCAAAGAUACGCACUUUUAUCGCGGUCAGGAAAGGAGCACAUUCCCCCAGCUGAAAAAGGAGUAGUUGCUUUGCUCACUGAGCUAGGGGUGCCCUCCAGUCUGUUCCGAUUGGGCAAGACUCGGCUCUUCCUCAGACAGGGAGUGCUAGCGGACUUGGAGGACCAUCGAAACGCAAAGAUCUCUGGGCUUAUUGCUGAUCUGCAAAGACGCCUUCGCACACUCUUGAGCAUCAACUCAGAAAAGCUCAAGAAGGCCCGGGAGGAUGCCGUGUCGCUGAUCCAGAAGAACGUAAAGAUAUACGCAGCCGUUAGAAACUGGUCCUGGUGGAAGCUGUGCAUGAAAGUUCGCCCUCUUCUUGAGGUAAGAAAGGCUGAAGAUGAGAUCAAAGAAAGAGACAUAAAGAUAGCCAGACAGUGCGCAGAGAUACAGGAGCUGAAGGACAAGAUAUUCUCGAUGGAGACAAAGUAUGGACAGACCCUGCAGGAGACACAGCUUGCGCUCGCUCAGAGCGAAGAGACAAAAAGACUCGCUAAGAUUGAAAAAGCAGAGGCUGAAAAGUCCUUGGAUGAGCUGAAGAGUGAGCUGGCAUCAGCACAGAAAGCGUCCAAUAAACACUUCACAAGAGCCAACGAGAUGAAGCAGAUAGUUGAGGAUUUAGAGGUGAAAGUUGAACAGGCGAGAAAAGACGCAGCUUCAGAGAUAACAAAGAAGCUUUUGGCAGAGCUUGCGAGCCUAAAGACCGCGCACACUGAGUCGAUAAAAGAGGCUAAGGAGCUGCGAGAACAGCUGCAGCAUGCGAACAAUAAGCUUGAUUCAUCAGAGCACGAAAAAGGAAUAUUUGCCCAGGAAAGAGACACACUCUGCGAGAAAAACAAAAAAUUAGCAAAUGAAAUUGAAGAGCUCCAGAACGAGGUGAAAGUGGCAGAGUCUAAGAGACACAAGGGAGAGGUUUCUCUGAGAAAGAGCGAGAGCGAGAUUGAAAGGCUCUCUUCUCUGCUGAGCUUUGAAAAGGAAAAACUGCAGAAACUCAAUGAAGCAUUCAAGAGAGCAUCAGCACCUGCCCCAGCACCCAUCGCCCCUCCGGUGCAGGACAAUAAGGAAGAGCUGAUGCGUCUGGAGAAGGAGCUGGAGCAUGAAAAGGAGAGGUCUGAAAGCAGACAGAAAGAGUACGAAGAGCUGAAGCGAGAAUACAUCGAUCUGGUGGAUGAGAAGCUGGGCACUAUGAUAUCAGACAGACAAAAGCUGGAUGUUGAAAUGAAAAAGCUCCAGCAGGCACUGGCACACAACCAGCUCAAGCUGCAGCAGACAGAGGAAAGCGCAGUGAGUGCACAGAGUCUGCUAUCAGCUGCACAGGCACAGAAGAAGGAGGAGAAAGAGAAGAGAAAGCUGCUGGAAAAAGAAAUCUCUGCAAGAAAGGCCGAGGAAAUCAAAAUGAAACAGGAGAUUGCAAUGGCAAAAGAGGAAACAGUGGAAAUUCUUGAAAAGAUGCAGUCUGAGAAAAAAGACUGGGAGCUGGAAAACAGCAAACGGGUGAAGGCGCAGGACUCAAUAAUCAGCGAGCUGCACACUUCUAUUUCUAAUGUUGAGGAGAUAAACACACAUGUACAGCAGCUAUCCAACAAAGUAUCCUCGUCCAUGGAGGUUAUUUCCCUAUACAAAGCAGAGAUAAAGAGAAUAUCAGAGGACCUUGUGAAGUGCGAGUCAGAAAAAGCAAAGAUCGCGCAAAAGCUAGCAAGGGCUCUCUCCAACGCAAAAGAAAGCGAGUCUUCUCUGGCCUGGGCGGCAUCGCAGGUCAACGCACUGUCGCAUGAGAAAGAAAGAAUACUGAAAGACGUUGAAGCUGAGAUAUGCGAGCAGAGAGAUAAGUAUGAGAACGCAGAGAGCGUGUGGCAAAAGGAGAAGAAAGCGCUUGAAGCAGAAAAAAGACAGCUGCAGAAAGACCUGAAAGAAAAAGAAAGAUCGAGUGCCAGCUUGUCUCUUUUGCAGAAGGAAAUGGAGCAUUUGCAGAAGAAACUCGGCACUGCGCGACAGGAAGCACAGAAACUAGCAGAAGAAAAAGAAAGCGCGUACACUGAGUCAGCUAGCAAGAUGCAGGAGAUGAGCGCAAAGAUGCAGAAAGAAACAGCAGAGUCUGUAAGAUACAAAAGAGAGGUAAAAGUUCUAGCAGAGGCCCAGACAAGAACCGAGGCCGCGCUCUCUCUGUCGAAGAGCAAAGAGAAUAAAUAUUUAGCAGAACUCCAGAGCAUGGAAGAGACAGCCCUUAAGAUGCAGGAGCGAGAAAAAGAGCUGCUGCUUGAGAUAAGGAAACUGACACUUGACAAAACAGCCUCUGAAAUUAUCAAAGGAUUUUUAUCUGAUCACAGCAGAACAACAGUGAAAUAA
This is a messenger RNA of Nematocida minor, 4422 nucleotides long. RefSeq names its product myosin heavy chain 9/10/11/14. Gene Ontology annotation, molecular function: microfilament motor activity; actin filament binding; ATP binding. Lineage: Eukaryota; Fungi; Microsporidia. The transcript has a single exon. Gene Ontology annotation, biological process: actin filament organization; vesicle transport along actin filament. The coding region runs from base 1 to 4422 and encodes 1473 amino acids. The record is from RefSeq and is a predicted model, not a curated record. Gene Ontology annotation, cellular component: cytoplasm; vesicle; actin cytoskeleton.